Gloeophyllum trabeum ATCC 11539 is the source of this 1501-nucleotide messenger RNA. RefSeq lists its product as uncharacterized. The transcript is spliced from 4 exons. The record is from RefSeq and is a predicted model, not a curated record. Gene Ontology annotation, biological process: mitochondrial calcium ion homeostasis; calcium import into the mitochondrion. NCBI's taxonomy places the organism in Eukaryota, Fungi, Basidiomycota, Agaricomycetes, Gloeophyllales, Gloeophyllaceae. Gene Ontology annotation, molecular function: calcium channel activity; uniporter activity. Gene Ontology annotation, cellular component: uniplex complex; mitochondrial inner membrane. The coding region runs from base 53 to 1324 and encodes 423 amino acids.
AGCGGGCUGCUUGAACUGGGAGAAACAGAAUUGGACAAGAGCCGCCGCCCUCAUGUGUCGGAGUCGGAGUAUAUUCAGCGCUCUGUAUAUCCCUACCUUUCGAGCCAGACCCUUGUGUGCGACCAACCAGUUUGCUACUCUCCGAUUCCGGUGCCAGGUAUACGAGCUCCAGCGCAGGAGGUACGCUGCUACCCCGCAAGACGUCGAGAACACGAACGUGAGCCACGCAAAGUUCAUCGCCGAGGCGUCGUCUUCGUCGAAAUGGAAGGAAGGCCAGGAGAAGGGGAGUAAGGGCAAGGGUGGGAUGCAGCCCACAGGCGAGGACUUUGACACGCUCGCGGAAGGAAAAGGCAAGCUUUCCCCGACGUCCUCGCACCUCUUCAAGCUCAUUCUCCCCCUCGGCUCGCUCAACGUCCUCGCCAACACCACCCACGCCACGCCUCCGCCGCCGACCGUCUUCCUCCUGCACCCCUCCCAGCCUUUAUCCCACGCGGGCAGGCUAAUAGCCGCCUCCCUCGCGCCUGCGUCUCCAGACAUCGCGUUCCGCAGCAGGAACAGCACGAGGGGCCAGAUGUUCCAGUGGAGCGACGCGACGGACGUGGGCGAUUUUAUCAGGGACGCGGCGCGCCAGGCGGAGUUCGAGAUCUGUAUCACCGUGCCUAAGAGCGGGGAAGGUGAGGCGGAGGAGACGGUCAUCAAGGUGGAAGUGCCCACCUUUGCAGACCGCACGCGCUUCCUCCGGCGCCGGCUCGACGCGAUCACGCGCGAGCUCGAGCGCAUGGAGGGGCUGAAGCGGGAGUGCGAUCGCGAGGCGCACCGCGGGGCGCGCAGGGUUGCGCUGGGCGGAUUCGCGAUGCUCGUGGUGUAUUGGGGUGCCGUGGCGCGGUUGACGUUUUGGGAUUAUGGGUGGGAUAUCAUGGAGCCGAUCACGUAUCUCAGCGGGCUGUCGACGGUUAUACUCGGGUAUCUGUGGUUCCUCUUCCAAGGCCGCGAAGUCUCGUACUCGUCCGUGCUCCACCAGUCCAUCUCCGCGCGGCGCGAUGCCCUCUACAAGGCGCGCGGGUUCGAUAUCGACCGGUGGGUCGACCUCACGAACGAGGCGCGCGCCAUCAAACGCGAGAUUGGCAAGAUCGCGGAGGAUUAUGAGGAUAGGAGAAACGGGAAUGGUGGAGGAGCUGAGGGGCAGGGGGAGGGGGAGGGGGAGACGGAGGAAGAGAAGGGGGAGAGGGAGAAGGAGAGGGUGGAUAAGGUGGAUCGGUUUGAGGAGGGGCCGGUCAUGGGGGAUGGGGAGGAUGUGGGAGGAAAGGAGGGAAGGAGGACGUAGGGUGGGGGUUGGGAUAUCGUGAUAUUUUAUUACACGACAUAAGUUUGGGAUUACCUUGCAUACACCGAGAGGACCAUUAGAGACAGAUACGUAUAGCAUACAUACACGGAUUACACAGCUUGUAGCCUAUCGAAUAUAAUAGCGAAGAUGAUAUAUUAUCUACUGAAAGUGAAGGGA